Messenger RNA from Lolium rigidum, 2620 nucleotides. RefSeq names its product calmodulin-binding transcription activator 2-like. The coding region runs from base 466 to 2385 and encodes 639 amino acids. The transcript is spliced from 5 exons. The record is from RefSeq and is a predicted model, not a curated record. Gene Ontology annotation, molecular function: double-stranded DNA binding; transcription coregulator activity; protein binding. Gene Ontology annotation, cellular component: nucleus. NCBI's taxonomy places the organism in Eukaryota, Viridiplantae, Streptophyta, Magnoliopsida, Poales, Poaceae. Gene Ontology annotation, biological process: regulation of transcription by RNA polymerase II.
UGGGCCAAUGCAUCCUAUGGCGAAACAAAGGGAAUAUCAUACAAGAACUUCACAACCCCUUUAGAUCUUACCCCAGUAGUCACUUUAAGAUCACCCUUUUCCAAGCUAAUCCUUGCCUACAAUAUUAAAUAACUGUUACGUCAGUAUUGGGCAAAUUGCAAAACAAGAUUUAUUAAAUAAAAGGAAAGUCAUCACAAUAACAUGCCAUGAAGGAAAAUGCAUAUUUAACAAUAUAUUGACCCUGGUUAGAAGAAGACUGCAUAAUUUUUUUCUAUUUUAGUGGGUAUAGAUAUUUGAGAGUGUUGUGACCUAAUUUACCAAAAUUUACUUGUACCAAUUUUUCAGGUCAAUUUCAGUAGAUAUACUGAAGGAAGCAUCAAACAUCCACUAUUGAAGCAGUUAUCACUAGACCUAUUUAAGCCUGAGUGUGCUGGUUUGAAGAAACAUGAUAGCUUUUCAAAAUGGAUGAGUAAAGAACUUCCACAGGUGGUUGAUUUGGAUAUGAAAUCCAACUGCGAUGCUUUCUGGAGUGGCAUUGAGACUGUGAGUGUUGCUGAUGGUUCCAUUAUGCCAACUGAACAGCUAGAUGCUUAUGCAGUGAGCCCUUCACUUUCUCCAAACCAGUUAUUCAGCAUUCUGGAUGUUUCACCAAGCUGCAUGUAUAUUGGUCAAAAGACAAAGGUUUCAGUUACUGGUACAUUCUUGGCAAAGAAGGAGCAUGUGGAAAACUGUAAGUGGUCGUGUAUGUUUGGGGAUGUUGAAGUACCAGCUGAGGUUUUAACAGAUGGCACCCUUCGCUGCUGUGCGCCAGCACAUCGAUCUGGUAGAGUUCCUUUCUAUGUGACCUGCUCAAACAGGGUCGCUUGUAGUGAAGUGCGAGAAUUUGAGUAUAGAGAUUCUGAUUACCAGUACAUGGAGACUUCAUACUCUCAAGCUAAUGGUGUAAAUGAAAUGCACCUGCAUAUUCGUCUUGAGAAGCUUCUUUCCUUGGGGCCAGAUGACCAGCAGCUGCUUUUCUUGAGCAGUGGGAAUGAGAAACACGAGCUAAUCAAUGCUGUUAAUUCCUUGAUGCUCGAUGAGAAAUGGUCAGACCAGGGAUCAAUAUCUGAUGGGAAAGAAGUUUUGUUGACAAGGGACCAAACUUCAAAGAAAUCUGUGAAAGAGAGGCUUCACUAUUGGCUUAUCUAUAAAAUAAAUGAUGACGGAAAGGGUCCAAAUGUGCUGUGCAAGGAAGGGCAGGGUGUAAUUCAUUUGGUAGCUGCACUGGGCUAUGAUUGGGCUAUAAGACCGAUAAUUGUUGCUGGUGUCAAUGUGAACUUUAGAGAUGCUCAUGGAUGGACUGCACUUCACUGGGCUGCAUCCUGUGGAAGAGAGCGGUCAGUUGGCAUCCUUAUGGCAAAUGGAGCUGGAGCAGGUCUAUUAACAGAUCCCAAUUCUGAAUUUCCUUCUGGAAGAACUCCAGCAGACUUAGCCUCAGCAAAUGGACACAAGGGCAUUGCUGGUUUUCUUGCAGAAUCUGCUUUGACAAGCCAUCUGUCACAACUUACUAUAAGGGAAUCAAAGGAUAGCAGUGUGCAAGAAGUUUCUGGAUUACCAGUUGUUGUUAAUCUCGAUGAAACCAAUUCUUCCCAGCUUGCUGUAGAGGAUUCUCAUGCUGAAUCACUACAAGGUUCAUUAAGUGCUGUCCGUAAAUCCCAUCAAGCUGCAGCUAGGAUAUUUCAAGCAUUCAGGGUGGAGUCAUUCCACAGAAAGAAGGUUGUGGAAUAUGGAGAUGACGAUUGUGGAUUAUCUGAUGAACACACACUUUCACUUGUUUCUCUUAAAAAUGUCAAACCGGGACAACACGAUACACAUUUGCAUUCUGCUGCAGUUCGUAUCCAAAACAAGUUCCGUGGUUGGAAGGGGAGAAGGGAGUUUAUGAUCAUUCGCCAGAGAAUUGUCAAAUUACAGGCUCAUGUACGUGGACACCAAGUGAGGAAAAACUACCGGAAAGUCGUUUGGUCAGUCGGUAUCAUGGAGAAAGUUAUCCUGAGAUGGAGGAGAAAGAGACCUGGCUUGCGUGGGAUCCGACCUGGGAAUCAGCUAGAAGGCCCAUCACAGCAGAUCCAACCUGCAAAGGCAGAAGAUGAAUACGACUUCUUGCAGGAUGGUAAGAGGCAGGCCGAAGCCAGACUGCAGAGAGCGCUUGCCCGUGUGCACUCCAUGGCUCAGUAUCCAGAAGCAAGGGAGCAGUAUCAGAGGCUCACAACUUGUGUUGCUGAAAUGCAACAGUCCAGGGUGAUGCAGGAUGAGAUGUUAAGCGAGGCAGCCAAUGGUACUGAUUUCAUGGCUGGGCUGGAGGACUUGAUCCCGAGAGACGAUGCGCAGAUGUCUGUUAUCUGGUGAUAUUUUGAAGGUAGUAGGAUCAGGUUGCUGCCUAGCUUGUAGUUCGUGGCCACACUAGCUUUGUAAAUUGUUUCUCGCUAGUGGUUUGGUUAGCUGCUCACCGUUUGACUCUGGUAUUGUGCGGGCCUAUUCGUUAUGUAACUCAGUGCACUGAUUAUUAGUAGUACUAGAACAUUUUUUGGAUUCUUUAACUCUGCCCGUGUGCUAUUAUAUAUUCUGUAACUUAGUACACUGG